GGCCAUUUUUGGGGCAGUAAGAUCGAGCGAAGAGCCCGAGAGCUAGCGCGCAGCCCGAGCUCGAGCCGCCUCCGCCGCGAGACCCAGGCCGCCGCCGGCGCCGCGAGCCCCGCCCCGGGGCCCCGAGAGCGAGCCCCGCCGCCGCGACCACCAGCCGCGCCAACCGCCCACCAACCGCCGCCGAGGUGCCCGAGGGAGAGCGAGCGGAGCAGGCGGCAUGAGCGAGGCGGCCGACGCCACCACCACCCUCCCGCAGGCUCCGGCGGAGGCGGCCGCCGCGGCGCCCCAGGACCCCGCGCCCCAGAGCCCGCGGGUCAGCGGCGCGCCCCCGGGCGCGGGGAACCCCGGCGGGGACGCGGCCCCCACAGCCCCGGGCCCCGCGGGCCCCGCCUCCUCAGCCCCCGCCGGCGGUGAGGACGCGGAGAAAAAAGUUCUCGCCACCAAAGUCCUUGGUACUGUCAAAUGGUUCAACGUCAGAAAUGGAUAUGGAUUUAUAAAUCGAAAUGACACCAAAGAAGAUGUAUUUGUACAUCAGACUGCCAUCAAGAAGAACAACCCACGGAAAUACCUGCGCAGCGUAGGAGAUGGGGAAACUGUAGAGUUUGAUGUGGUGGAAGGAGAGAAGGGUGCAGAAGCAGCCAAUGUGACUGGCCCGGAUGGAGUUCCUGUGGAAGGGAGCCGGUAUGCUGCUGAUCGGCGCCGUUACAGACGUGGCUACUAUGGCAGACGCCGUGGACCUCCCCGUAAUUACGCUGGGGAGGAGGAGGAGGAGGGGAGCGGCGGCAGUGAAGGAUUUGACCCCCCUGCCGCCGACGGGCAGUUCGGGGCCCGGAGUCAGCCGCGCCGCCCCCAGUACCGCCCUCAGUACCGGCGGCGGUUCCCGCCUUACCACGUGGGACAGACCUCUGACCGUCGCUCACGGGUCUUUUCCCACCCCAGCAGAAUGCAGGCUGGUGAGAUUGGAGAGAUGAAGGAUGGAGUCCCAGAGGGAGCACAGCUUCAGGGCCCGGUUCAUCGAAAUCCAUCUUACCGCCCAAGGUACCGUAGGGGCCCCCCUCGCCCGCGACCUGCCCCACCUAUUGGAGAGGCUGAAGAUAAAGAGAAUCAACAAGCGGCCAGUGGGCCAAACCAGCCACCUGUUCGCCGUGGGUACCGGCGUCCCUACAACUAUCGGCGUCGCCCCCGCCCUCCUAAUGCUCCUUCACAAGAUGGCAGAGAGACCAAGGCAGGUGAAGCUCCAUCUGAGAACCCGGCUCCAGCCCCCGAGCAGAGCAGUGCUGAGUGACGGCCGGCUCCCCAGGCACCCCCACCAUCAGCAGGUGACCUAAAGAAUUAAUGACCAUUCAAAAAAUAAAACAAAGCCAAAAGCAGACCAUGACCUUACCAACACCAAAGAAACGUAACAUCCAAGCAAUAAAAUAGAAGAUAUAACCAAGAUAUGGACAUUAGAAUGUUUACUGUUAUUCUUUAUGAAACAAAACAACUAAAAAAGGAAACAGCCCGUAUUUCCAGCAAGCUGAGAUCCUGGGAAUGCCUGCACAGAAACGAGAGAGCAGCUACCCCAGUUGCAGCAACCACUAGGUUUAUAUAUUUUUUUUUCUGGUUUUUACUGUUUUGGUAAUAUAAAUUGAAAGAAGAAAUAUUUUACCACCUGGGAGAACCCCAACCAAAGAAAUCUGAAAUAUAUAGUAAAUAUUUUUUUUUUCCUUUUUUGUUCAUUUUGGAUGCUGGUGCUAAAGUUCCAAGUGUGAUUAAAAAUAAAUUUUAUGCCCUUAUUUAUUUCUAGGAUGAGGGGAGGAUAACAUUUCUGCUUUCUUAUGUGACUCUCUUUGAAAAUGAAUGUGCAGUAUGAAGUUCCUCAAAAAUAAAAUUUUUACUCUUGAAAAGAAA
Manis javanica (Malayan pangolin) is the source of this 1890-nucleotide messenger RNA. It is a transcript of the gene YBX3, whose product is annotated as Y-box binding protein 3. The record is from RefSeq and is a predicted model, not a curated record. Lineage: Eukaryota; Metazoa; Chordata; Mammalia; Pholidota; Manidae. Gene Ontology annotation, molecular function: nucleic acid binding.